GAUACUUCCUUCAUAAGCCAAUCUUCUUUUUCUAUUUUUAAUUACUUUUUUUUUCCCUUGAAAUUACAACAGCUAUACAUUUAAAAAGAACCCUUUCUUGCUCCUUGUUUAACUUUGCCUCAACUUUUUAUAUAUAUUGCUGCUCUAGUGUUCAAGUUGGGGAAGGUUUUUAGGGAACAGCAGCAUGAGUGCUUCAAAGUUCAUUAAAUGUGUUACAGUUGGGGAUGGAGCUGUUGGCAAAACCUGUAUGCUCAUUUGCUACACUAGCAACAAGUUCCCAACUGAUUAUAUACCAACAGUGUUUGACAAUUUCAGUGCUAAUGUGGCUGUGGAUGGGAGCAUUGUUAAUUUGGGUUUAUGGGAUACUGCAGGUCAAGAGGAUUAUUGCAGGCUAAGACCACUGAGUUACCGAGGUGCAGACAUAUUUGUGUUGGCUUUCUCAUUAAUUAGCAGAGCAAGCUAUGAAAAUGUUCUCAAGAAGUGGAUGCCGGAAUUGCGUAGAUUUGCCCCGAACGUUCCGAUUGUUCUGGUUGGAACAAAGCUAGAUCUUCGGGACGAUAGAGCUUAUCUUGCCGAUCAAAUGGGGUCUAAUAUCAUAACGUCUGCUCAGGGAGAGGAACUGAGAAAACAAAUUGGUGCAGCAGCUUAUAUAGAAUGCAGUUCCAAGACUCAGCAGAACGUGAAAGCCGUUUUUGAUACUGCGAUCAAGGUUGUUCUUCAACCACCAAGGAGGAAAGAGGUAGCGAGGAAGAAAAGACGCCGAAGGUCCGGCUGUUCAAUCAUGAGUUUGGUUUGUGGAGGAUGUGAUGCAUGAUCAGGGAGAUGGCAGUUGAGGAUUGCUAAUCCUCAACAGGGAAUUUAAUGGGAGUGCAUGACAGAGGGAAUUGUUCAUUCUCUCAUGAAUUAUGAUUAGUGUAUUGCUUUCUGUCUUCUUUUGUAGUUUCUGUUGAAAUAUGUUUGUUUAAUGUAAUUUUUUUACCUUUGGUUAAGUUAUAUUCAAUCUCCUUUUUGUUACAA
Gossypium raimondii (Peruvian cotton) is the source of this 1017-nucleotide messenger RNA. RefSeq names its product rac-like GTP-binding protein ARAC7. NCBI's taxonomy places the organism in Eukaryota, Viridiplantae, Streptophyta, Magnoliopsida, Malvales, Malvaceae. The transcript is spliced from 8 exons. The record is from RefSeq and is a predicted model, not a curated record. The coding region runs from base 185 to 814 and encodes 209 amino acids. Gene Ontology annotation, molecular function: GTP binding; GTPase activity; protein kinase binding. Gene Ontology annotation, cellular component: cell cortex; plasma membrane; cytoskeleton. Gene Ontology annotation, biological process: regulation of actin cytoskeleton organization; actin filament organization; regulation of cell shape.